CUAAAAACAUGGACUGGAAAUGUAAAAACCGAAAGUAAAAGCUUUUAUGACGCAAUUGAACAUGCUUUGCAGGAUACUUCACUUGAUAGACAAAAACAAGAAAAGCUCAAGAAUUUGAAGGAAACACCUAUAGAUACCGUAAAUAUUGUUUUAUCAGAUUAUACUAAAAAUA
Molecule: messenger RNA, 172 nt
Organism: Racocetra fulgida
Lineage: Eukaryota; Fungi; Glomeromycota; Glomeromycetes; Diversisporales; Gigasporaceae
Source: the annotation of a GenBank genome assembly